Messenger RNA from Colletotrichum chrysophilum, 534 nucleotides. RefSeq lists its product as uncharacterized. Gene Ontology annotation, cellular component: cytoplasm. The record is from RefSeq and is a predicted model, not a curated record. Bases 1 to 534 code for a protein of 177 amino acids. NCBI's taxonomy places the organism in Eukaryota, Fungi, Ascomycota, Sordariomycetes, Glomerellales, Glomerellaceae. Gene Ontology annotation, molecular function: glutathione binding; glutathione transferase activity. The transcript is spliced from 3 exons.
AUGGCUCAGAACCCCGAUUACAUCAAGAAAUACCACCCAUUUGGUCGCAUCCCCGUUAUUCAAGAUGGGGACCUUCAGUUGUUCGAAUCUCGGGCCAUCUGUCGCUACAUCGUGGCCAAGUUUGGUGCCUCCAGUUCGCUGGAUGUCAUCACUAGCGGCGACCCUAUCAUGAUUGGGAAGUUUGAGAAAGCACUCAGCAUCGACUACUCCUAUUUUGACCCGUCUGUUCGAACUUUGUGCAAUGAGAAAUUGUGGAAGAAUCCUGCUGAGGCUGCCAAUCCUCUCGAGGUGGAGAAAGCGACAGCCAUGUUCAAGACUGCACUAGACUAUUACGAGGACUUGCUUGGCUCCAAUUCGUACUUGGUUGGCGACAGCUUCAGUCUUGCCGACAUCUACGUCUUCACUUGGAUUCCCUACGUCAAGUUUCUCGGUUUGUAUGACGAAGUUCCCGCUAGGCCUAAAUUUGAAGGCUUGUGGAAGAGGGUGUCGAUCCGACCGUCCUGGCAGAAGGUCUUGAAGGACAUGCCGCAGUAA